AUGAAUUAUCCAUUAUUUGUUGAAUCGAAUCAUACAGCAAUCUAUAAAGCAUAUCGUCCAGGAUAUCCACAAGAAAUCUAUCAUCGAAUUUUAGAAUUUUAUUUCAAUACAACCAAUAUUGAUGAAGUUAAUCAAAAAAUUCCAUUAGCUAUCGAUAUUGCUUGUGGUAGUGGGCAAGCUACGGUUGAUUUAAGUUCUUAUUGUCAUCGCGUGAUUGGUGUUGAUGGUAGUGAAAAUCAAUUAAAACAAGCAACAUUGAAAGAUAAUAUCGAAUAUCAUUGUUCGAAUGCCGAGAAUUUAACAUUUCUACCACCAAAUUCUAUUGAUCUUGUGACAGUAGCAACAGCAUUACAUUGGUUUGAUAUAGAAAAAUUUUUUGAGCAAGUUAAUCGUAUCCUAAAACCAAAUGGUGGUGUUCUAAGUAUUUGGGGUACUGGCCUCCCAUCAUUAAAUAAUACAAAAGCUCUUGAAAUGCUAAAAACAUUUUGUCACAAUGAUCUGAAGGGUUGUUGGAGUGAUCGAACACACUUAGUAAUUAAUCAAUAUGAAUCUAUACUCGAUAAAUUUCCAUAUCAACAAACAAGGAUAAAACAUAUUAUUGAAUAUGAACGAGAGUUAUCGAUUCUUCAAUUUGUCAAUGUUAUUGAAACAUGGAGUCCAUGUCAAAAAUAUCGUGAACUUUAUGGAGAUGAUAAAUUAAAGGAAUUAUUGAAAACAUUUAUGGAUAAUUUGGUCAAAUGUUAUACAGAAUCAACAAAUGAUAUUAAUGAUACUAUUGAUCGCAGUGUUGUUUAUAACAAAAUGAUCGUUGUUAAAUGGAUAAUACAUCUACAUUUAAUGAAAAAACAAUAG
Messenger RNA from Adineta steineri, 852 nucleotides. NCBI's taxonomy places the organism in Eukaryota, Metazoa, Rotifera, Eurotatoria, Adinetida, Adinetidae. The record is from the annotation of a GenBank genome assembly.